Molecule: messenger RNA, 1046 nt
Organism: Zophobas morio
Lineage: Eukaryota; Metazoa; Arthropoda; Insecta; Coleoptera; Tenebrionidae
Product: farnesol dehydrogenase-like
Exons: 4
Coding region: 29-913 (294 amino acids)
Molecular function (GO): oxidoreductase activity
Source: RefSeq, a predicted model, not a curated record
AAAAUAGGUAGCUAAAUCUUGCUGCGUCAUGAUAAAAUACACAUACUACAUACACUUAGAUAAUUGCCAAUUUUUAUAUAAGUACAUUUCGCGACUGUUCCGUUUAGAUCGAAUCUGUAUCACAUACCGACAACAUCAUAUAAAAAUGGUUCUUUCCAUGGAUAGAUGGGUGGGCAAAGUUGCCAUAGUGACUGGUGCUAGUUCUGGAAUCGGUGCAGCUAUUGCAGAUGCUCUGGUCGAAAAAGGCUUAAUCGUACUAGGGGUAGCUCGCCGUUCUGAACGUGUAGAAGAACGUGCUAAACAACUCUCAGGCAAGAAAGGAAAACUCCAUGCCAUCAAAGCUGACUUUGCCAAAGAGGAAGAUAUUUUAACAGUCUUCAAAUGGGCUAAAGACAAUUUAGGACCAGUUCAUAUUUUGAUCAACAAUGCGGGAAAAGGUUCUAAUUCGAACUUGACAGAAGGCAAAACUGAAGAAUGGAAAUCAAUUUUUGAUCUAAACGUCUUGGGACUGUGCAUUGCCACACGAGAAGCUGUGAAAGUCAUGAAAGAAAACAAAAUUAAUGGCCAUAUUAUACACGUGAACAGCGUUUUGGGACACAAAAUUAUUAGUGCCCCAAAUUUAAAUGUUUAUCCUGCGUCGAAAUUUGCUGUUACCGCUCUCACUGAAACUUUGCGACAAGAAUUAAAUCACCAAGGUCUUAAAAUCAAAAUUACCAGUGUUAGUCCUGGUAUGGUUGAAAGCGAAAUGACGACUUUAAAUCCGAAUCUAACCCCAGAUAGACAAGCUAUGUUUGAAAAGAUGCCGAGUUUGAAAAGUGAAGAUAUUGCUGAUGGAGUCGUGUAUGCCUUAUCUACGCCAGAACAUGUUCAAGUUCAUGAGCUUACCAUUAAACCCGUUGGUGAAGGCUUUUGAUGCGAAGAAAUAUUUCUAAGAACCAGUGACUAAACGGUAGACUUAUUGUAAUAAAUAGUUCACUUUUAAAUUUUUAAACCAAAACAGCAAUGUAUAUAAGACAAUUUAACAAUAAAUACCGAAGUAUGUGUAA